AUGGCGGAGGCUCUUGGAGCUUGGUUGGAGGCAAGUUUGGAUCCAAGACGGAAUAAGGAAGCUGAGAGCGCCCUUCGUCAAGAAGAAUCGAAGCCAGGCUUUUCGCUGCAGCUUCUUCAGAUCACUGCCUCGGAGUCCUAUCCCUCAAGUAUUCGCCUUGCUAGUGCCCUAUGCUUCAAAAACUUCAUCAAGAGAAACUGGACCAAUGAGGAUGGAGAGUACAAGUUACCGCUCGAUGAGGUUGCCACUAUCAAGCGCGAGUUGAUCUCCUUGAUGAUUUCUGUCCCUCCUGCCAUUCGGACUCAGCUGGGUGAGGCUGUCAGUGUGAUCGCCGAUAGUGAUUUCUGGGCGCGCUGGGAUACUCUGGUGGAUGACCUUGUUUCAAAGCUGUCACCGUCCAACCCUACCGUCAAUAAUGGCGUUUUGCAGGUUGCGCACUCGAUUUUUAAGCGCUGGCGACCUCUUUUCCAAUCCAACGAUCUUUAUCUCGAGAUCAAUCACGUUCUCGAGAAAUUUGGCACCCCGUUCCUAGCCCUCUUGGAGGGACUUGAUAACUAUCUUGAGCAAAACAAGACCAACAAGGAGAACUUGACACAAGGCUUUACCCAGCUCAACCUGAUGAUCAAGUUGUUCUACGACCUAUCCUGUCACGACCUUCCUCCGAUGUUCGAAGAGAAUAUCCAGGCUAUUGCCGCGCUUUGGCACAAGUACUUGAUAUAUGACAACGAACUUCUUCAUACCGAUGACGAUACCGAGGCUGGUCUAUUGGAAUAUGUCCGUGCUGGUAUAUUCGAGGUCUUGACUCUGUACACGCAGAAGUACCUAGAUGCUUUUGGGCCAUAUGUUAGUCAAUAUAUCCAGAGCUCGUGGAACUUUUUGGCAACCAUUGGCCAAGAAACCAAGUAUGACUUGCUCGUGAGUCGGGCUCUUCAUUUCUUGACGUCGGUGGCUAGCAUGCCGGAGCAUGCCGUGUCUUUCCAAGCCGAAGAAACCCUGGGUCAGAUUAUCGAGAAGGUCAUUCUGCCCAACGUGAGUCUACGCGAGUCAGAUGAGGAACUAUUUGAGGACGAACCAAUUGAGUUUAUUCGACGCGACCUGGAAGGCUCCGAUAGUGAAACUCGGCGUCGGGCUGCCACGGAUUUCCUCCGCCGCCUGACGGAGAAGUUUGAAGCCCCCGUUACUAAAGUUGUUCUUAAGUACACCGAACACUACCUGGCCGAGUACAACAAGGACCCCUCGUCGAACUGGAAGUCAAAGGAUACGGCGACAUAUCUUUUCUCUGCUGUUGCAGCCAAGGGAGUGUCGACCGCCUCUCACGGUGUGACGUCCAUUAACACUCUGGUCAGCAUCACGGACUUUUUCCAAAACCACCUGGCUGCGGAUUUGGUAGCCACCGAUGGCCACCCGCUUCUCAAGGUUGAUGCUAUCAAGUACCUCUACGUUUUCCGAAGCAUCAUUACUCCGGAACAAUGGCAGCAAGUUGUUCCUGUUCUGGUGAACCACUUGGCCUCGUCCAACUACGUUGUCUACACGUACGCUGCGAUUGCGGUGGAGCGGGCCCUCUUCCUUAAAGAUGGCCAGGGACAGCCUGUUAUCCCCCCAGUCGCAAUCAAACCACUGGCUAACGAGCUACUGGAGCACAUCUUCCAGCUGAUCCAGCGUGAUCCGGCUCCCGAAAAGAUUCAGGAGAAUGAGUUUUUGAUGCGAUGCGUGAUGCGAGUCCUGGUUGUGAUUCAGGAUGGCGUUGUUCCUUUCGCCGACAUUGUAAUGAACCGCUUCAUCACUAUUACACAGAUCAUUAGCGCCAACCCCAGCAACCCGAGAUUUUACCACUUCUUCUUCGAGGCCAUCGGUGCUUUCAUUCGAUAUGCCGCUCCUGCAAACCCCAGCAAGCUUGAGCAAUCAUUCUAUGCUCCCUUCUCUGGUAUUCUCCGAGGGGAUGUGCAGGAAUUCAUGCCAUACGUCUUCCAGCUCUUCGCCGCGCUUCUGGAGGCCAAUCCAUCCGGUGCUUUGCCCGAAUACUACCAUGAAUUGGUCGCCCCCAUACUUAUGCCUGUCAUGUGGGAGUCGCGAGGCAACACCCCUGCCCUUGUCCGGUUGCUCUCCUCUCUCAUUCCUCGAGGCUCUCAAUACAUUGCCGAACACAACCAAAUCAUGCCUAUCCUGGGUAUUUUCCAGAAACUAGUGUCGACAAAGGCCAACGAUUCCUACGGAUUUGAUCUGUUGGAGACUGUCUGUGCAUCCUUCCAACCGGCUGCUUUGGAACCGUACUUUGUGGACAUUAUGCAGAUCAUCUUGCAGCGUCUGCACGGCUCCAAAACUGAGAGCUUAUCGAUCCGCUUUGUUCGGUUCUAUCACUUUAUCACGGCCCAUGAUGACAAGGGAUAUAACCCCGACUUUAUCAUGCAGGUGACAGAGAAGGUGCAAGAAAAGAUCUUCACCCCUCUCUAUCUUACUAUCAUCCUUGCAGACACUCAGAAGCUUGCCCGUCCGUUGGACCGUAAGACGGCUGUUGUCUCCCUCACUAAGACCCUUGCCAACUCUGAGGCAUUUGCUACGCUCUAUGCCAAGGGUUGGGGCUUCACCUGCAACACCCUUCUCAAGCUUCUUGAACUUCCCCCGGAUGUCACCAACAAGGACGAUAUAACGGCUGAAGUUGACCUCGAGGAAAUGUCCUUUGGUGUUGGCUUCACUCCUCUGAACACAAUCAAGGUGCAACAAAAGGAUCCCUGGCCCGAGACCGGUGUUGAUCUCAAGGUCUGGGUGGGCAAGUAUCUGAAGGAAGCCGAUGUUAAGCAUGGUGGCCGGAUAUCGCAGUUUGUCCAGACUCGUCUGGAUGACCAGGCCAGGGAGUUCUCGCCAGCUACAUGUCGUGAACGAGCUAGGUUGACCGUGGUUGAAACAACCAAACCAAAAUUCCAAGGUCGAAAUUGCAAUUUCCCUUUUCUAAGAGCUAACUGA
Molecule: messenger RNA, 2961 nt
Organism: Penicillium taxi
Lineage: Eukaryota; Fungi; Ascomycota; Eurotiomycetes; Eurotiales; Aspergillaceae
Exons: 7
Coding region: 1-2961 (986 amino acids)
Biological process (GO): protein import into nucleus; protein export from nucleus
Cellular component (GO): cytosol; nuclear envelope
Molecular function (GO): nuclear export signal receptor activity; small GTPase binding
Source: RefSeq, a predicted model, not a curated record